Molecule: messenger RNA, 1125 nt
Organism: Microdochium trichocladiopsis
Lineage: Eukaryota; Fungi; Ascomycota; Sordariomycetes; Xylariales; Microdochiaceae
Exons: 1
Coding region: 338-922 (194 amino acids)
Source: RefSeq, a predicted model, not a curated record
GAGACCUGCUCUGGACUUUUUGUGUGCAUGAUGGAAACAGUGCAAUAUACCAGGUCCUGUCCUUGGCGUUUGGGCCACUUUUCUCUUUGAGGCUGGUGAGAGGAGCAAUCCAGCUUUACGCGGAACGGGAUACUUGGCCCCUUCAAGGCACAGCAGGCGUUAAGCUCCGUCAGCCCUAUCAGAGUAGGCGUACCCUGCCUAAAGACGAAACGCCGUGGAAGCACCAGAAGCCAAAUACGAACAACAACAAAAAAAGAAAACGUGUCUGUCCAGCAGGUGUGCAGGACGAGUCUUCACGAAAAAACAAAGAAGGGGAGUUUGUUCUGGGCAGACAGGGAUGACAAAUGCUCCAUGCCUGGGCUGUACGCAGUGGUGUAUACAGAUAGAUGUUACCUGGAGCAUGAUCGUAACGCGACAGAUGACCAAAAAACCCAGCGCAGUGUGUGGUAAGAAGUCCUGCCGACGGAAAAAUGGAGGGAGGCGACGACGCGGCGAGACCGAGUAUCCACCGCGUCCCGUGGCUACUCGCUUCCGUAAUACAAAUGCGCGAUUCCGGGCAGGCGAGCGCAUAUGCACAAGCGCCUGGCAGAGGAUCUCAGAUAUGAUUGAAGAAGAAGAAAGAGAAAAAGAAAACUUUGAAGGACCUCUCGCCACAUGGCGCAGCAGCUCUCGGCUUUGUCUUGUUCUCGGCUGUUGGCGAUGCUUAAAUUGGGUGGGUCCAAAUAGACAGACAGGCACAGUCGACAGACCCGUCACCGACCCCAGAAAAGCACGAGGUCAAGCCGAGACGGAGAAAGGCGGGCUUGUGCUCACUAAUGCGAAAGCGCUGGCAAUUGGUGAGCCGAGCCGAGUGCUCCGCGAUAUCAGUGCGUGCGGGAAGCCCACACCGCACGCAGCAGAGUCGCAGACAGGAGGUCCUUAGUCAUGAACCUCGUUGCCGCCCCAGCCCAGGCAAAGCUGUUGAAGAGUGAUGGAUGGAGAUGACUCGUGGAUUAUUCUAGGCUUCGGGAAGCAUAUUCCUUCUUCCGCUGCCGUGACGGCCACUGGCCUGACGGACGAACACGUGGAGGGAGGUAUCGGCCCCUGCCAGCCGUGGACCCAGGAAAAAUCGACGUUGGCCCCAAG